Molecule: messenger RNA, 368 nt
Organism: Didymodactylos carnosus
Lineage: Eukaryota; Metazoa; Rotifera; Eurotatoria; Philodinida; Philodinidae
Source: the annotation of a GenBank genome assembly
AUGGUUAGGUUAGGAUUAGGUUGUCGAAUCCAUAGGUUAGGUUAGGAUUAGGUUGUGAAAUUUUUUAUAGAUUAGGUUAUAGGUUGCCAAAUAUUGGCAACCUGCAGGGCUCUGCUCUAUAUCGCUAAAUGAAAUUGAACGUUUCAUAAUAUUCAAUAAAAUAUAUUUAUGUCAGACGCAUACUAAAUCUUUUUAACAUUCCACAUCAUUUUCAUAUAAUGCUACUUAUAAAAGUUUAUUUCAUCAGAUUGUAACGAAGAGAUUUUGAUAAAAGUAUAAGUUACGAAGAGUUUUUUCCGAAAACUUUUUUCCUUUUAGAAUAAGGUCAUUUUGUUUCAAAAACGUCCUGUUAAGUCGGAAUUCUGCCC